CGUUUCUCUCCCGUAUUCGCGCGGCGCUUCGGUCACUUUCUCAGUCCGAUAGGUCACUCAACCUGGCGGUUUCUGCAAAGGAGGUGUGACAGCUGUGUUUUAGCUGUCAAAAUCGCGCGAGUUGGAGUGUGCGGACGAGCAGGAGCGCUCAUGCAGCAGACGACAGUGUCAUGACCCAUGCAUGGACCUAGGUGGUAGCAGCAUGGCAAGACUCCUUGACGUCGUCCGGUGCCUUCGCCCAUGUUGAGCAGCGAGGACUCAUCUAGCCAUGAGUGGUGAGGGUGCCAAGCCUGAGGCUACCGUGUUGCCCAUCCGACGUGCAAGUUUAUCGCAGCAGGAUGUGCGACAGCCUGUUCGGCACCAAGUGCCAGCAACGGGGAACUUGUCGAGGCCAAAAGUUGUGCCAAGGCCUGGUUCACGGGUGGCAUCCAUUGCCAAGAGCUUCGAGCAGCUCAGCUUGGCCGAGGGGAGGACGGUUACCAACCGCCGAUCGUUCCGAGCCGCAUCCGGCAUUGUUCGGCCCUCGGCAGUGCGAAGGACGCAUUCGGUGCUGACACAGCAGAAGCCACUGACUGCUGUGCAGGUGGCUGUGCGUAAUCUGGAGGCCCGCUGUGCUAGUCCUGCCAAGGAAACUCCGGCCAAUCACUCCUUCUUGUGGACAAGAGACAACAAGGAGCUGCCAUAUGGUGGAUCACUAAGCAGUGCCAGUGGUGAUGCAAGCAAGAGUAACUCACAGUGGAGCAUGCCAGAAAGUGACAAGCCGUACGAGGACAUCACGUGGGAAAUGGUGGACGACAGCAGCUCAUCGUCGACUACGUACGAGCACCUGUAUGAGCCCAUCUACGAUGUCCUCGACCAUCAACCGCAGGGGAACGAAGAAGCUUGUGCCAGCAGUGACAUCCGGGUGGAGAUCUCAUCACAUUGCACGACCAAGGAGGCGGCUGGAAAGGGCAGCCGGAGGAGACCCCUGGCCACUUUCUACGUGCAGCUCUCUUUGGACAGUGCUGCCACCACCACCACCACAGGGUCACGGCCACAGCAUCGCCGCCGCUUGCGCCGCUCAUCAAAUGUGCCCAGGCGACCCCAGUCACCGCCACCACUGCCACCAACAGCAGCUACUGCAGGCUCCUCCUCUUCCCUACCACCAGAGACCCCCUGUGCUGAGCCCAGUGACGGCCGGCUGUUGGAGGAAGAGCCUUUGUACCAGUUCUACCAGCAGGCUGUGGUGCAGCAGGCAUGCCAGUGGGGAUCGGUUGAGGCAGAUGAGCCUUGUGGACAGCGCACCCUCUGGCGAGAACUCCCACAGGUUCGUGCAAGUGGAGUACUGGAACAUCUGACGGACACUGAGCAGCGCCAGCAGGAGGCACUGUUUGAGGUUCUCACCUCAGAAGCAUCGUACCAGCGCAGCCUGCGCCUCCUUUCGGACCACUUUGCGCAAGGGUUGCAGGGCACACUCGAGCCACGCGAGUGGGAUGCCCUGUUUGGCAGCCUGGCACCGCUGCGAGAGGCGAGCGAGCGACUGUUGGCGCGCCUCGACUGGGCCUGGGACGGCCCGCUGCUGUGUGAGCGGCGGGUGUGCGACGCACUGCGGGAGCAUGCCUCGCAGAACGGGGCCUCCUACGUGCGCUACUGCUCCCACCAGGGCCACCAGGACCGGCUGCUGCGUGAGCUCACUGCUUCGCGGCCAGAUGUGGCCUCACAGUUGCGCGACCUGGAGGUGGCUCCAAACUGCCAGGGUCUGCGUCUCCACUCGUUCUUGCUGCUGCCCAUGCAGCGCGUCACCCGACUGCCCCUGCUGGCCGAUGCCCUGCUGCGGCACGUGCCCGACAGCACGCCUGCCAGAGAUGCCCUCGGGGCCCUCAACCAGGUUGUAGCCGAGUGCAACGAAGGCGCCCGCAAGAUGGCCCGCAUGGAAGAGAUGCUCCACAUUUCACGCACCCUGGAGUUCCGGGAGUGUCGCGCAGUGCCCCUCAUUUCGUCGAGCCGCUGGCUGGUCAAGCGGGGCCCGCUGGUGCGGGUGUCCGUGGACAGCCGGAGGCGUACCUGGGGGCGCCUGGUGCAGUGUGCGCGCACUUCGUUGCACCUGUUCCUCUUCACCGACCUGCUGCUGGUGACCAAGCGCAAGGGGGACGACUACUACGCCGUCCUCGACCACUGCCCACGCAACAUGGUGCAGGCGUACGCAGAGGCCACGCUGCCUUCGCGCCUGCCCGACUGCUGCCGCCACUUGUUCCAACUCACCUUGCUACAGAACAGUGCCGGACGUACGGUCGAGAUGCUGCUAGCAGCCGAAUCCGAGAGCGACAAGACACGGUGGAUGGACGUGUUGACGCCCAUGGUUUCCAGUGACCCUGAUGAACGCAUCUACGAAGAGUGGGACUGCCCACAGGUGCAAUGCCGGCACGCAUACACGCCACAGCAGGCUGAUGAACUGGCAUUGGAGGAGGCUGACGUGGUCAACGUGUUUCGCAAGAUGUCCGAUGGCUGGUAUGAAGGAGAGCGUCUGCGAGAUGGUGCACGGGGCUGGUUCCCAGCAUCGCACACAGUGGAGCUGGUCAACCUGCACGUGCGCUCACGCAAUCUGCGCCUUCGUUACCGUCUCCUCAUGGCCUCCCAAACAUUGCUCGAGAAGCAGCAACUUAACAAGAGCGAUGCCUAAAUAAACUGCUGUGUUUUGCAC
Rhipicephalus sanguineus (brown dog tick) is the source of this 2680-nucleotide messenger RNA. RefSeq names its product ephexin-1. Bases 269 to 2659 code for a protein of 796 amino acids. Lineage: Eukaryota; Metazoa; Arthropoda; Arachnida; Ixodida; Ixodidae. The record is from RefSeq and is a predicted model, not a curated record. Gene Ontology annotation, molecular function: guanyl-nucleotide exchange factor activity; protein binding. Gene Ontology annotation, biological process: activation of GTPase activity. The transcript has 16 exons.